UUACCUAAGGGAAGACACGUAGGAUGCCACGUCAUCAUACAUUACUCCUCUUUGCCUUAAAUUUGAUAGGCGCCGACAUUAACUCCUCAAUGCCCGCUCUGUGUCUCUGUCUCAGCUAAUUCGGACAGCAUAGAAAGAAAAGGCAAAAGAAAGCAGCGGCAGCAGCACAAGAAGAAGAAGAAGAAGAGGAUGACAAUGAGCUGAGAUGAGGUCUGUUUUGGAAGUCAGAGUUUUCUAACUGUAACAAAAAAAAAAGAAAAAGCCUUAAAGACCCAAAGAUCAAAUUCCCUUCCCCUCCCUUAUUUCCUUCUUCCAGUUUGAUUUCUCAAUUCUCAAAAACUUCAACCAUAACUACUACUACUACUACUACUACUACUCAAGACCUCAACAUUUUUAACUCUUCAAACACUCUUUCUUUCUUUCUUUCUUGCUUGCUUGUUUUCUUACCUACAAAUUUUCUACGCUUUAUUUUCUUCACAUUUUGGCUUUCCUUUUGAUCUAAGGACUGUGGGAGAUUUUUCUUUACUGCAAGCACAAUACCAGUGCCUAUUUGAUAAUUGACUGCUGCAGAAGUAAUGUUAGACGUCUGAUCAUAGUUGAUUACAUCUACAUAUCUGGAGCAAUAUGGCCAGUGGAGCAACUCCUAAAGUUCGAUUAGUUAGAUGUCCUAAAUGUCGAUUGGUUCUUCCAGAAGUGGCAGAUUUUCCUGUAUACAAAUGUGGAGGAUGUGAUGCGAUUCUUGUAGCUAAAAAUCAAAAAGCCAUUGUCAAAAGCACAUCCCUCUUGCAAGAAACAAAAGUUGCUUAUGCAGAUAAAUUGGUUCACAUGUCUGAAUAUGAAGAAUCUGGCAGCUCAACUCCACAGGAAGCUCUUCCUUCCCCUCCAGAGUAUCACUUGAGUCAAGAAAGUGGAGGAAAUCAGAACAUAUCUUGUGAGUCUCAAAGUGAAAAGCAUAAUGAGAACUUAUCAAUUGAAGGGCAACAUAUUGAUCAAAAUACAUCCAGUGCUAUUGAUAAUAAUUGUGAUAAGCAUGAUGGAAAUAGAUCAAAUGAAGGGCCGCAAAAUGGAAGUGGACUGUUACAAUUGGAAUCUUUAGAAUAUUGCAAUGUUCAACAGUCAGGAGUUUCCAUUGGAGGUUCGUUAUCCACUGAACUUCAUCAUGAGAAUGAAGAGUUAAUGUUAGUAGAAGAAGCAAAUUUAGAAGCAGAGGCAAAUGACAAUUCCUCGCAGUUAGAAGGUGCAUAUUCAGAAUUAGAGACUAAUAACAAGAUUGAUUCCAACAUUGGAGGCCCAAGCAUUGAAUACCCACCAGCUACAAGAGAAAUUAAUUUAACUGUUACUGCUUGUGCUGCAGCAGGGGAAGUCCUUUCAUCAUAUAAUGUUUUCUCUUCUCCUAAUGAGCAUCUAGAGCAAUCUCAGAAAAGUGAACAUCAAGGGUUUGACCGUGAGUCUACAGAUUCUUUUGAAACUGCCGAUUUUGUCAGCCCUAGAUCAGAGCUUAGUGGUCCUCUUGAAUAUUUGUCUAAAUCCACUACCACCAGAAGCUCUCAUGCUUAUGAUGGAAGUAUCUCUUCUUAUGAUGGAAUGGACGAUCACUUCCCUGACCAGCAAAUACAUUUAUUGAAAAAUAACUUUAAGGCUGCUAACUAUCUUGUUCCUGAAGAAAGGCACAGAAGGGACACAUUGCCAGGCAAAGGUACGAUGAAUGGUAAUUCUGGAAUGCAAGAUCAUGCAAGAAAUCUCUCAUCAGAUUUAUCCAAUACGAAGCAUUAUGCCACAGCAAAAUACAGCAAGUGGCAUCGAGAUGAAGCACUAGAACCUGUAAUGCGUCACCAUCCACCUAGAAACUGGCCAAGACUAGAGAGAGAUGAAUAUCCAUCUCAAAUUCCUUUCUCUCAAAGGGCUUCCUUGCGUGGGAAUGAAAGUGCGGGCCCUUCACAUGAAUUGCAUGAUGAGUUCCCUUUCGAUUCAGCCUUCCAUCCACUUGAGAAGGCUGAGUACAGUGAACAAGAAAAUAUGAAACUGUUUAGAAUGGUGUAUGAACUGCAGGAUCAAAUUAGCAAAACAUGCCAUGUGAAUGGAAAGCCCAGUGGAAGGACUGCCACCGAUGUACCUUGGAGGCAAAAGCAUUUUCCUUCAUAUUACUAUCAGGAGCGAUCUGAGGAAGAAAAUUUUUAUCCUAGGUAUCACGGAAGACAUGGACAUAGGAGCAGCUGGAGCCAGCAAAGUAGAUUCUUGCCUAUGCCUGUCUCAGGAGGUGCAAUAAAGACUAGACAUGACAUUGACAAUUCCUGCUUAUGCUGCCAUCCUCAAGCCUGGCAGCAUUCAGAACAGUUGCCUCCACCCAUCCGUCGACAUAACCGAGGAUUUUGUAGAGCCCACCGUGAUCAUAGUUGCUAUAAUUCCUACGGCUCUUGCUUCUCUAGUCCCCAAAGAUAUUUGGAGUCGGAUUUUUCUAUUUGGAGCCAUGAAACUAAAUCUGACGACAAGAGGUAUAGAGAUCACGAGGUGAAGAGGUAUUUGCGGGAGAAACAUAAUUCAGUUAGGCGACAUCUGCGGCCUACAGCAGGUGGAGCACCUUUUGUAACUUGUUAUCAUUGCUUCAGACCGUUGCAGUUACCUGCAGAUUUUCUACUUUUUAAAAGGAGGUUCCAUCAACUAAGAUGUGGUGCUUGUUCAAAGGUACUUAAGUUUUCACUUCAAAAAGGAAUUCAUAUAGUUCCUUAUGAACUGGUUGCUGCAGAACCUCCACCAAGUGAGGUUGAGGAAUGAAGUGAUGCAGUUAAUGUAAAAAU
This is a messenger RNA of Durio zibethinus, 2795 nucleotides long. Its product is annotated as protein ENHANCED DISEASE RESISTANCE 4-like. Lineage: Eukaryota; Viridiplantae; Streptophyta; Magnoliopsida; Malvales; Malvaceae. Gene Ontology annotation, biological process: regulation of defense response to fungus. The record is from RefSeq and is a predicted model, not a curated record.